AAGUGGCAUAAUAAACAGUGUAUUUUUAAAGCUCCUUAACAAAAGAUUAGUAAAUUUAAGUAGACAUACUUACCUCUAUAACCGAUACUCAUCGUGUCAACGGGUCCUAUUUCAAAAACCAAAAUUUGUGAUCAAUCCCCCACCCUCUGUAUCGGGCACAUGGAUGAGAAGGAAUCGCAAUAAUCGCAAACAUCGCAGUGGGUAUUGGAAACAAGUGGAGUGAAGUAAUGUUUACAACCGUUCGUAGUGCGUAGCGUGCGGCAUGUGGUUCUCUGCUGGAUUGGCCUUUUUAGUUUUGUUCUUUUUCUUGGAUAUUGAUAUCGUGCCGCAGAAUAAAGUAACACAUGAUGAAUUACACUAGUGCUAUCAAGUAUCCUAGAGAAGCAACAAUUUUAGCUGCUUGCUGUGCUAUUAUAUUUUGUGUUUUGGGAGUUAUUGGUAACUCCAUCACCGUCCUAGCCCUGAUACGAUGCCCGAAGUUGCGGGUACACGCUACAACAGCGUUCGUUCUGUCGCUCUGUAUAUCGGAUCUGAUUUUCUGCGUAGUCAAUCUUCCUCUAACGGCUGCCAGAUACAUUUACGAGGCUUGGAUUUUUGGGGACGCCCUAUGCCAAUUGUUUCCGGUGUUGUUUUAUGGCAAUGUCGCAGUUUCCGUACUCAAUAUGGUGGCCAUUACACUAAAUAGAUACGUCCUCAUUUCAUGCCAACAAUACUACAAUAUUUUGUACUCCAAGCUUUCAAUAUGGAUACAACUUAUCUGUAUAUGGGGCAUUGCUUUUCUGCUGAUGGUACCACCAUUGCUUGGAAUUUGGGGCCAAAUGGGAUUGAAUCCUUCUACAUUUUCCUGUACGAUUCUAAAGAAGAAUGGAAAGUCACCGAAAAAUAUGGUCUUUCUGGUCGGUUUCAUUCUACCCUGUGCUGUCAUUAUUCUGGCAUAUUCGUGUAUAUACUGCAGUGUUCGAAAAUCCAGGAAAAAGUUGAGGUCGCAUCAGCCGAUGACGGACAAAAGAAGCGGUAGACGAGAAAAGGACGACAGUCGACUGACAAAACUCAUGGCCAUCAUUUUCAUUUGUUUCCUCUCUUGUUUCUUGCCCCUAAUGCUGGUUAAUGUUUUGGACGACCACGAUAUCAGAUACCCCAUACUCCACGUUAUUGCCUCCAUAAUGGCUUGGGCUUCUAGUGUUAUAAAUCCAUUUAUCUAUGCUGCCAGCAAUCGCCAAUAUCGUUCUGCAUACUCCAAGUUAUUUAGAAUAGUUAAAUCUAGUGUAGUUUUCUCUGAUUCUAAACAAGCUUCGAACAAUAUUCGACAAGAGAAGAAUUCUGUUACUUACAAACCUAGUGGGGGGAGUAGGGGUAGCGAUAUGUAAGCAAAGUUUUGUUAGUUAUGUUCGGGUCCAUUUUGUUCAUAACAAACAUUCCUGAUAUUUUUACCAAAUAGUAGAAUAGACUGAAAGAAUUUCUUCAAUAAAGCCAGUACCAUGUAAAGAAAUAUCUAAGAACCGGAUUUGAGAAUUCAUUCAAUUCUUAAAAGUAAAUCAUUUCAACAUGAAAGUAAGUCUUACCAUUUUACAUUUCAAAGAGAGGUGUGUAACUGAAAGCCUCUUGAGCCGGCCCUUGAUAGAAGACAACCUGGAUAAGUACAGAGUGUAGCACUCCCGAUGGUAUAGGUAUUACGAAGUUCAAAGAAAUUUGUCAAAUGAAAGUAGUGAAUGGUACAAAUUACAUUGCCUGCUUGCUUCUUUUACAUAAAUACAUAAAUAAGAGGUCUUGCUAGAUAUUUACCAAAAAAAAUUUGGGUAGAACCUGUUUUUCAGAUUUGUGGUCCAAAAAAUUACUAAAAUUGGCUAAGAGCCAUCAUUAUCAACGUUGAUAAUAUAAUUUACGACUGUCAAAAAGGAAAGUAAUUCAGUUAUUUUUCAAUACAAUGAACACAAAAUAUCCUUACCUAUACAUCUAAGCCACUUAAAUUUCUAGACAAAACCAAAAAU
Molecule: messenger RNA, 1988 nt
Organism: Leptinotarsa decemlineata (Colorado potato beetle)
Lineage: Eukaryota; Metazoa; Arthropoda; Insecta; Coleoptera; Chrysomelidae
Gene: Tre1
Product: Trapped in endoderm 1
Source: RefSeq, a predicted model, not a curated record